This is a messenger RNA of Corapipo altera (White-ruffed manakin), 2554 nucleotides long. RefSeq names its product ectonucleoside triphosphate diphosphohydrolase 2-like. Gene Ontology annotation, molecular function: UDP phosphatase activity; GDP phosphatase activity. Bases 410 to 1915 code for a protein of 501 amino acids. The transcript has 9 exons. Gene Ontology annotation, cellular component: plasma membrane. The record is from RefSeq and is a predicted model, not a curated record. Gene Ontology annotation, biological process: nucleoside diphosphate catabolic process. Lineage: Eukaryota; Metazoa; Chordata; Aves; Passeriformes; Pipridae.
UUUUGCCUGCUUUCUGCUUGUUACCCAGCCGAGUUAACCCCACAUUUGUGUUUACCUCAACCCCGCCGCCUGGGGCAGUUUCGAGGUUGCGGUGGUGCCUUUGCAAAGCUGGGGCGGGCACGGAGCCCUCCUGUUAUUUAUGGAGAGGAGGGAUGGAAGGGAGAACUGGGGCGGGCACGGAGCCCUCCCGUUAUUUAUGGAGAGGAGGAAUGGAAGGGAGAGCUGCCUGACACAUCGCAGCCUGGCCCACGCGUCCCUGUGGUCCUUGUGGCUUUGGGGCUGGGCUGAAGUCAGAGCCUGGCCCCGGCCCCGCCUUUCUCCUCUCUUUAAAGCUUGUUAAAGCAGUCGGUGUCAGUUUGCUGCUCCACUGCUUCCCCUUUGGGCUCCUUGAGGAAGGAGAAGGCGCUUCAUGUCUUGGCGUGAGCUCCUUCCCCCCUGGCUGGUGAUCGUGGCGGGACUGACGGGCAUCGUGCUGCUCUGUGUCUCCACCAAAGAUGUGCCCGUGGCCCCUCUCAGGACCAAGUAUGGCAUCGUUCUGGAUGCUGGCCCGUCCCGCACCAUCCUCUUCAUCUACCAGUGGACAGCCACCAAGGCAAACAAGACCGGGGUGAUCAGGGGAUGCAGUUCCUGCCCUGUGCAAGGUCUGGGAGUCUCCAACUACUCAGAUUCUCCUCAGAAAGCAGGGAAGAGCUUGGAGCCAUGUUUGAACUGGGCCCAGAAGGAGAUCCCAGCAGAGCAGCACAGCCAAACCCCGCUGUACGUGGGAGCCACCACCAGCACGAGGCACCUGAACCUCGCCCAUCCCACCCUCUCUGAUGAUCUCCUUGCAUCCCUGACUGUGGCCCUGAAGUCAUCCCCCUUCAGCUUUCAGGGGGCACAGAUCCUGUCCAGCCCAGAUGAGGAAGCAUUCAACUGGGUUGCUGUGAACUAUGUCCUGGAGAACUUCUUCAAGUACGACUGGCGAGGGCAGCUGGUGCCCUCCGGGAAGGGGAUGGCAGGAGUCCUGUCCAUGGGAGGAACCUCAGCACGGCUCACAUCCCAGCUGGAAGAGGAGAACCAGGUCCCAAAGGAGGGAGUGAGGCUGCAGCUGUAUGGGCAGAUGCACAGGGUGUACACUCAUCAGUGCCCCUGCCAUGGCACCGACCAGCUCCACAGGAGGCUGCUCUCCCUGCUCAUCCAGGAGCAGAGAAGUGCUAAAACUAUGUCUAAUCCCUGCUGGCCCCUCUUCUACUCCCGGGAAGUGCAGUGGCAGUCAGUGCAUGCUGGGCCUUGUGCUGUCAGUGGUGACACAUGGGACACCCCUGGCCCCAAGGAGGUCUUCAACAUCACGGGCUCCAGCAAUCCCACCGCCUGCAUGAGACUUGUGCAAAGGCUGCUCAACUCCUCCUCUUCCUGCAGCUUCUCCAAGCAUUCCCUCAGCAGUGUUCUCCAGCCCCUCCGGACCAGGUUUCUGGUGAUUUCUGAGGCCAUGGACUUCAUGAGAGAAACUGUUCCCUCUCCUGACUUGGGCCAGGCUGUCAGGAGGCUGUGUGGGAUGUCCCUCAAAGAGCUGGUUAGGGAGUCCCAAGCAAGCCAGGAUACACUUGCUGAGUACUGUGCUGUGUCUGCCUUCAUCUUCCAUCUCAGUACAAAGGGGUACACACUCGACGUUGACCGGCCUGCUUGGACUGCGUUCCAGAAGAAGAUGGGUGACAGAUCAUCUGGCUGGACUCUUGGGUACCUGCUGAGCCUGACCAACACCAUCCCCCAGGACAGCCCAAGCAUCCUCAAGGGGAUUGAACCAGGGGUGUGGUCGCUGCUCCUGAUCCUCUUCGUGGUGCUGCUCACUGGCUCGUUCAUGCGCAUCUCGUACCGGGUGAUGGCCAAGGAGAACACCCUCAGCAACAGGAACAGCAGCGUUUUUGAUGACAACUGACACUUCUGUGGCUCUCAAGACUCUUGCCAGAGCACAGUCAACAGGGUCCAGACAGAAACCACAGAGGUGUAAGUCACUGGAGGAUGGAAGUGAUUUCCCUGCAGGACUCCCAGAACCUUGAUGCCUUAUUUCAACUUGCUGGCACUUGCACUACUGUACUUUGAGACAAUGGAUCCUGCUCCACAGGAAACCUGGGAUUCCCAGUGGAUGGCAAGCUAUUCAUCCUCCAAACAAGAACAGCCUGCAUGGCUCUUCCUUGGGCUACAGCUGGGAUCGCUCAUGUCAGGCACGAGGCGAUGCCUCUGAGCAGGCAGGCCCUGAGCUAUUGUGGAGUGAGUACUGAAUAAUCCUGUCAAAUCAGGAGAGCUGGUGUCUGACAAAGAGUGCUCUGUCUUCUCCUCAAGAGAUGAUACCUGUAGUAUUGCCACUAGUGAAGACUGGAAGAGCACUAAGAUAUAGUCAGAAUGUAACAGCCAACUUGCUUCCAUGUUCUAGGGAAAGUGCAGGUAUUUCCUGCCUGCCACUGCUGACCUGCCUGUGCUUCCAUUUCAGUGACAGUAUCCAGUGAAUGCUCAUUCAAAACCAAUGCUCUUUAAUCUUGGUCUCUACAGAGCAUCAAAGGAGAAACAAAGGGCACAG